AUGGGUCUUGAGGAUUUCGAAAAGGAGCUGGCAGCCAACAAGACCAAAGAGUCUGAUGGCAACCGACACAGCAGUAGAGACGACGAGCGACGACGUCACAAACACCACCACCACUCGUCGCGCCAUGACGACUCGGACUCCAGGCACAAGCGCCGCCAUCACCGCGAGAGAGACGAUGAAGAGAACACCCGUGAGCGCCACUCCAAGCGAAGGCGCAGUCGCUCGCCCCGACCAACUCGGUCUCGGGAACCUGUUGUCCAAGACGACAAUGACUGGGUAGAGAAGGAGGCCAUGACUGCACCACCAACAGACGACAUCCUCGACGAGCAACUGGAAGCUGCAGCAAACAAAAACCUCAAGCGCGACACAUGGAUGGAAGCUCCUUCAUCACUCAACGUUGACUACGUCCAGCGACAGCGCCCCAAGUCCCCACCCUCCCAAUUUGUCUCAGCAAAAGAUCAACUGGAUCGUAAAAUACAUCGCCAGGACCUAGAACAACUUGCAAGAGACUUGGAGGAAGAUGAUGAUGAGGUACAUGAACAACCACUCGCUGAUGAUGAACCCAUUCAUCACGACGUAACCUACACUUUCGGCGACCAAGGCUCUCAAUGGCGUAUGACCAAGCUGAAUGCUGUCUAUCGUCAAGUCAAAGAGUCGGGCCGAUCCGAAGAUGAAGUCGCUUUGGAACGGUUUGGCUCCUUGAGAGACUUUGAUGAUGCCCGUGAAGAAGAACGUGAGUUGGACCGCCGCCAAAUGUACGGAAACGACUAUCCUGCUGCCAAUCUUCCCGUGCCGCAACAUGCCAACCCCAAUCAGGGCCAAGUCAUGGACGAGGCUCCUCCACCAGCAACCACUGUAGCUCUGGAUCAGACUGCUUUGAACAAACUCAAGGCUCAGUUGAUGAAGGCAAAGUUGCGCAACGCUCCCAACGCUGCUGCUCUGGAAGCCGAGUACGAAGCUGCCGCUACCACUUCGGCCGCCAAAAACAAGCAAUCAGACGUAGUUGUAUUGAGCGCAGUCGAGAAUCGCAUGCUUGCUGGCGGUCGUGGUUCCGAGGUAAAGCAUAUUGAGAACAAGCGUGGUCGUGAACGAGGCCAUGUCGAGGAGAACGAAGGCAUGAGCAUCGAAGACAUGGUCCGUCAGGAAAGGCGCACUCGUGGUAUGGCUGGCGGCGAGGGCAAAGCCUUUGCAGAGCGCAUUGCGAAAGAUGCAAAGUUUACCGAUGACCUUGAUUACAUGGAUGAGAACGCCAGCAAGCUUGCCAAACAAGUCGGCAAGUCUGAAAUCAACCUUCGCAAUACAGCUAUCGGAGACUUUCAGAAGAUGCAGAAAAUUCUCGACUCGUGUCCCUUGUGUCAUCACGAAGAUACGAAUACACCUCCAGCUGCGCCUACACUGUCCCUGGCCACCAGAGUCUACAUGACUUUGCAAACAGAACCCGAGCUUGCGACAGGCGGCGCUGUCAUUGUGCCCAUCCAGCAUCGACUCAAUCUGUUGGAAUGCGACGAUGACGAGUGGGAGGAAAUACGCAACUUUAUGAAGAGCCUGACCCGCAUGUACUACGAACGCGAAAAAGGUGUCAUCUUUUACGAGAAUGCAGCCCACAUGCAUAGUCGACGUGGCCACGCAGCACUCUUUGCCGUACCUGUGCCUCUCCAUCUCGCUGAUAACGCGCCUGCCUUCUUCAAGGAGGCGAUCCUGAGUGCCGACGAAGAGUGGAGUCAACACAAGAAACUCAUCGACACCCUUGCAAACUCGCAACGCGCAGGAUAUGGCAAGCAAGCAUUCAGAAAGAGUUUAGUCAAGGAGAUGCCCUACUUCCACGUCUGGUUCAACUUGGAUGGAGGAUUGGGCCACGUAAUUGAAGAUGAGCGCAGAUGGCCCAAGGGUGAUCUUUUUGCAAGAGAGGUCAUUGGCGGUAUGCUACGAAAGGGACCGGAGAUUAUCAAGAAGCAGGGUAGAUGGAUCAGACAAGAUUCCAGAGUCGAAAGCUUCAGGAAACGCUGGGAGAAGUUUGAUUGGACAAGCGUGCUGAUGGGUUGA
This is a messenger RNA of Aureobasidium uvarum, 2043 nucleotides long. The record is from the annotation of a GenBank genome assembly. NCBI's taxonomy places the organism in Eukaryota, Fungi, Ascomycota, Dothideomycetes, Dothideales, Saccotheciaceae.